AUGGCGUCCCCGUCUCCUCAGCCGGAUUUCGAGCGCAAUAGGCUUCCUACUUUGUUCGAGGUCUUGAGUGGUCGAACACUCCCACCCGUUGACCUAUUCUCUUUUUACAUUUAUAUGCGAGACCAGCAGCGAUCGGUGGACUACUUGGAUUUCUGGCUCGAUGUCGCUCAACACAUGUCAUUAUGCCGCCACUAUGUGCGCGAACUCCGACGGUCCGUUCUAAUCAGCACGCCUGAACCCGGCUCCAAACGUUCGUCCGCGGUCCUAGAGUCACUUGGCGAGCUGAGCCAUCCUGUUGCGGGUCCUUCGAUGUAUGCAACGGAGAAGGAGCGGUCGCAGGAUGCGCAAAUGUCUGCCUUUCUUCGCGAAGACCAACUUGCCCAGGAAUCUCCUCAUAGCAGCAACAAUCGAAAUAGCCCUCGGACGACGGAUGCACCGUGGGACCCUACUUCGGAUUCAAACUCGCCCGCAAACGCAGUCAUGCGGCAGGAUAUCCGUGCCUCCGCAGAAAAGAUUCUCUACACGUUUCUCCUCCCUGGUGCUGAACGCGAGAUCACACUUCCUGAAUCCAUCACUCGUGAUAUUACUCUCGCAAUUGAAGAGCAAGGCCGAGAUGAUCCCGAGGUGUUUGACGUAGCUAAGGACUAUGUCUUCCAGGCCAUGGAGCGGGAUGCAUUUCCCGGUUUUCUAAGGAUGAAGGCCCUCGGUAAUCUCAUUCCGCCCACGCUUAUUCUCCGCCUUAUUAUCGGCCUCGUUGCCAUGUUUGGCGCAUUCUGGACUGGCUUCAUCCUGAUUUUCCUCGACAGAUCUCGAGAGACUAAACUUUGGCUUAUCAUUCCGUUCACGCUUGGAGUCUACUCGUUGGCCUCUUAUCAGUACUCUGUUGAUCCUAUCCUGGCACUAAUCGGCUUCAGCGAGUACACACCCUUCAACUUUUCGAGGAUUAGGGAGCCGUAUGUCCGCAAGCUGCUCGCGAAACGCGCCUCCAUGGUCCUAGCGGUAACUGUUCUGAUCGAUGCCGCCCUUUGCGUCUUGUUCAUCCUCGUCCCGGGAAAACGACUUUAG
Molecule: messenger RNA, 1065 nt
Organism: Parascedosporium putredinis
Lineage: Eukaryota; Fungi; Ascomycota; Sordariomycetes; Microascales; Microascaceae
Source: the annotation of a GenBank genome assembly